AUGGAACGAGGAAGAGGAAGGACUCUGAAGAUUCUGUUCCUGUUGACACUCUGUCUGCAAGACUUCACUGGUCAAUGCCAAGUUUCAGGGCAUCCCUCUAACCUGAGGAUAGUUCUGGUGGGGAAGACUGGAUCAGGGAAGAGUACAACAGGAAACACCAUCCUGGGGAGGGAGGGGUUUAAAGUGGGGGCUUCUCCAGUGUCCGUGACUGCAACGUGUUUGAAACAGAGUGGGGAGGUGGAUGGGAGGAAGAUUGAUGUCAUCGACACCCCGGGGCUCUAUGACACAAAAAUGUCUCAAGAAGAGAUGAAAAGUGAAAUAGAAAAGGCCAUCUACAUGUCAGUUCCAGGACCCCAUGUGUUCCUGCUGGUGAUCAGACUGGGGAGGUUCACAGAGGAGGAGCAGAACACGGUGAAGUGGAUCCAGGAGAACUUUGGAGAAGAUGCCUCAAUGUACACCAUCAUUCUGUUCACCGGUGGAGACCAGCUGGAGGACAAAUCAAUGGAGGACUUUCUAAGUGAGAGUGAGGAGCUCUCACUUAGAAAGGGCAAAACAGUCAAAGGGUUUCUUGCUCAGAGCAAAGCGCUACGGAGACUCAUCAAUAUGUGUGGGGGCAGAUAUCACUCCCUAAUCAAUGACAAGAGAAGAGACAACACUCAGGUUAGAGAGCUGCUGGAGAAGAUCGAGGAGAUGGUGGAGGAGGACAAUGGAGGAGAACACUACACCAGUGCUGACUAUGAAGAGGCUCAGAGAAAGAUCAGAGAGGAGAAUAUGUUUUACUGUAAACUGGCAGCGUACGGCAGUAUAGCCGCAGCAGGACUAGGGAUGGUGUUUGCUUCACCAGUAUUGGUGGCAGCAGGUGUAGCUGCAGGCUUCAGCCAAGGGUUUGAAUGCACUAAGGAGAUGCUAGGCUUUUAAAACACCAGGGGUACGUUCAGUUGGUCUUAACGUUUCACUACGUAUGGCAACGGUACUUACUGAAUCAUAUAACAGUCCUUUCAAAACCAUUUGCAAUGUUAUAGAUAUGCUAGCCGUGUGGCAGGAUGGCCCUAGCAGGGUGUGAACGUGGAAAAUCUUAACAAAACACUCCUGCUGCACUGUACACAAUCACCCUAUCAUGACCCAUAGUUACAACGUUUCUCAACUCAAAUCAUGACCGUUUAUUUUUGUGGAGGUGUAUGUAUUUAGUGGGGAUACAUAGCAUAUACUAAAUGGUAGUGUGUGUAUUUAGUGGGGAUAUAUUUAGUAUAUAUUAAAUGGUAGUGUAUGU
This is a messenger RNA of Salvelinus namaycush (lake trout), 1270 nucleotides long. RefSeq names its product GTPase IMAP family member 9-like. The record is from RefSeq and is a predicted model, not a curated record. Bases 1 to 918 code for a protein of 305 amino acids. The transcript has 2 exons. NCBI's taxonomy places the organism in Eukaryota, Metazoa, Chordata, Actinopteri, Salmoniformes, Salmonidae. Gene Ontology annotation, molecular function: GTP binding.